GAAGCUUCACUCUACCUCCCAAAUCACACUUUUUCUCGACUACGAACUCAAUAAUACCGCGAUAAUGGGUGUCGGCAAUCGCAUGAAGAAGCAGGGUCCGCCAGGCCCAUUGGACGAAUCGCUCGUCACGCGGAAACGAAAAGAUGCGCCUGCUGCGCCGGUUGAAGAGAAGAAGAGGCGGAGGAAGGGCGGGCUGAAUGCGAAUAAGUCUGUGCUUGGGAAUGGCACGGGAAAUGCGAAGCUUGACAAGAAGGCCAAAGUCGCAGUCGUAAAAGAAAACGGCAGGAAGAAGGUCAAGAAGGUUGUUGAGCCGGAACCUAUGCUCGAGGAUGAUGAUUCGCUUGGAGACGACGAGGAUGGGAUAGAUGACCCGGACGUUAUGGAAGAUGUGCUCGAAGGUGUGGGUGCAGGAAAGAUGGACAUACUAGGAAGCGACUCCGAUGACAGCGAGCCGGAACUGGACGACGAUGAGUUCUUGGACUCGGAUCCGGACGUCGCGGCGGGCAUGUGGUCUGAUGAGGACGACUCUGAUGAUGCUGAAGAGAGGCUCACGGCGGCGAAUAUCGUGGGGUUGUCAGAGAAGAAGGACUGGCAGAAGGCGAUUGAAGACGCGGAGGCUCAGGCCGAGCUGGCCGAGUCUGCAAUGACGACGAACGUUGCAGGCGACCGACCGAAAAUACUUGGGGAUGAUGAGGAUGCGGGCACCAAGGGACCACUAGAACCACCAAGUCUCCAGCUAUUGAGGACGAGGAUCACGGAUACGAUACGUGUGCUGGACGAUUUCUCAAAUCUUGCUGAGGGACGGUCGAGGACCGAGUAUACAUCCCAGCUCAUUAAAGAUAUCUGCGCGUACUACGGAUACUCGGAGUUUUUAGCUACCAAGCUAUUUAACCUCUUCCCGCCUCGCGAAGCUUUUGCGUUCUUCGAAGCUAACGAAACUCCUCGCCCGGUCGUCAUUCGCACCAACACCCUCCGUACUCAUCGUCGCGAACUUGCACAAACUCUCAUAAACCGUGGUGUACAGCUUGAGCCCGUAGGAAAGUGGUCAAAAGUCGGACUGCAAAUUUUCGAAUCGCAAGUCCCGCUCGGUGCCACCCCCGAGUAUCUCGCUGGUCACUAUAUUCUCCAAGCCGCCUCGUCUUUCCUCCCUGUCAUGGCUCUCGCGCCACAAGAGAAUGAGCGCGUUCUGGACAUGGCCGCUGCGCCUGGUGGUAAAACCACGCACAUCGCCGCGCUGAUGAAAAACACCGGCUGCAUCUUCGCCAACGAUUCCAACAAAUCGCGUGCGAAGGGUCUUAUCGGAAACAUUCACCGCCUAGGCUGCAAGAACACGAUCGUGUGCAACUACUCAGCACUCGAGUUCCCCAAGGUCAUGGGUGGCUUUGAUCGCGUGCUUCUGGAUGCGCCGUGCUCGGGCACUGGAGUUAUCGCCAAGGAUGCGAGCGUGAAGACGAAUAAGACAGAGCAGGAUUUCCUGCGUCUACCGCAUUUGCAGAAACAGCUGAUUCUUGCCGCCAUUGAUUCGGUAGAUCAUGCGAGCAAAACUGGCGGGUACAUUGUCUACUCCACUUGCUCGGUCACAGUCGAGGAGAACGAACAGGUUGUGCAAUACGCACUGAACAAACGUCCGAAUGUCAAGCUUGUAGAGACGGGUCUCUCAUUCGGAAAGGAGGGCUUCACGAGUAUUCAGGGCAAGGUCUUCCACCCUUCGAUGAAGCUAACGCGGAGGUAUUACCCACACGCAUACAACGUGGAUGGCUUCUUCGUCGCCAAGUUCAAGAAGACAGGACUUACACCCGCGAAUGCGGUCGGUGCGAAGAGCGAUGGUGGCAAAGAGAAGGUUAGCACCACGGAAGAAGAGUUUGUCGACAAAACUCCAGUUACCGAGGAUGGUACUAUGGAGGAUGACUUUGGUGGUUGGGACGAGAGCGAAGAUGAAAAGUACAUUGAGCGCGCGAGAAAGUCGCAGCUGCGGCGGAAGGGGAAGGAUCCCAAAUCGUACGGGAGGCCCAAAGGAGAGAAGAAUGGAGAUGCUGCUAAAGUAAAUAGAGUUGAACCUGCGGAGGCCGCUGAUCAGGCUGCUGACCCGAAGCUCUCGAAGCCCAAGGUAAAGAAGACUAAGGGUGAUGAUCCUAAAGCAGCGACGAAGGCUACUGGAUCCGAACUGAUGCCUACGAAGGCAAUGUCUGUGGAUUUGGAGGUCGCAAAGAAGGUCGACGGAUCAGAAUCAAAGCCUAAGAAGACGAAGGUUAAGGAGUCCAAAACUACCGUAGAGGUCAACGCAUCGAAGUCAAAGCCUGCGAGAACAGUGACCGAGAUUACCAAGACGAUCACGACAGUCAACGGGAAGGACUCAAAGCCGGAAAAGAUCAAGAUCAAGAAAAGCAAGAAGCAAGGAGGGGUUCCUAUCUGAUUGUGGAUGUUUGCAUUUUGGGUGGUUACGAUAUCCAACGAAUGGAUACCUUGUACAUUCACAAAAAGGCGUCCGUCCAUAGCAAUUGAUUGGCGCUUUCCGCCAUC
Mytilinidion resinicola is the source of this 2520-nucleotide messenger RNA. RefSeq names its product NOL1/NOP2/sun family putative RNA met. Gene Ontology annotation, cellular component: nucleolus. Bases 65 to 2413 code for a protein of 782 amino acids. The record is from RefSeq and is a predicted model, not a curated record. The transcript has a single exon. Lineage: Eukaryota; Fungi; Ascomycota; Dothideomycetes; Mytilinidiales; Mytilinidiaceae. Gene Ontology annotation, biological process: rRNA base methylation; maturation of LSU-rRNA. Gene Ontology annotation, molecular function: RNA binding; rRNA (cytosine-C5-)-methyltransferase activity.